Durio zibethinus is the source of this 1734-nucleotide messenger RNA. Its product is annotated as P-loop containing nucleoside triphosphate hydrolases superfamily protein. The record is from RefSeq and is a predicted model, not a curated record. NCBI's taxonomy places the organism in Eukaryota, Viridiplantae, Streptophyta, Magnoliopsida, Malvales, Malvaceae.
AGAAUCGGCCCCGCACAUCAACACCUGAUCCAAUCCGCUAUCGAAUUCUAUCUGCAGAGUGAAGAUUACAAAGAGCUUCUGCGAAAAUAUUAAAAAAAAAAAUGUCUUCUUUUCUCUCUUCCCCUCUUCUCCUCCCUUCGAGUCCUUUAAGGAGAAAAACAUCUCAAGUAAUUCUUUUUAAGGCGGCUUCUUCUGUUAGCAAUAUUAAUGACAACGCUGAUUCUUCUUCUUCAAACGCUACAAGUACAAGAUUGAUCACUUUCUUAGGAAAAGGUGGCUCCGGCAAGACCACCUCCGCUGUUUUUGCUGCCCAGCAUUAUGCAAUGGCUGGACUGAGUACAUGCUUAGUGUUACACGGCCAGGAUCGCACUGCUGAUUACCUUCUCAAUUGUAAGAUUGAGUCCUCUCCUAUUGUAUGCAGUGGCAACCUUUCAGUUGUUAGGUUGGAAACAACUAAAAUGCUUCUUGAACCGCUCAAUGAGCUGAAGCAAGCUGAUGCCCGUCUUAAUUUGACACAAGGAGUUCUUCAAGGGGUUGUUGGAGAAGAGCUCGGGGUGCUUCCUGGGAUGGAUUCUAUCUUUUCAGUACUUGCACUUGUAAGGCUUCUGGGAUUAUUUGGGAAAUGGGCUCGAAGGAACCAUCAAAAAGAUAAAUUUGACAUAAUAAUUUAUGAUGGUAUCAGCACCGAGGAAACCCUACGAAUGAUAGGUGCAAGCAGUAAAGCAAGACUGUACUUAAAAUACCUGCGGAGCAUGGCUGAGAAGACUGAUCUUGGGAGAUUGGCUGGUCCUUCACUCCUGAGACUUGUAGAUGAAGCCAUAGGCAUAAGUGGGAAGCCAUCCCAACUCAAUGGAAUAAUGAGUGCAGAAAUAUGGGACAGUCUGGAACGAAUUCUUGAGAGAGGAUCUUCUACCGUUUCAGAACCUCAUCAAUUUGGCUGCUUUCUUGUAAUGAAUCCAAACAUUCCAACAUCUCUAAAUUCUGCAUUGCGCUAUUGGGGUUGUGCAAUUCAAGCUGGUACCCUGGUUUCUGGUGCAUUCGCCAUUGCUUCCCCUCAUUUGGAUGUAAAAUUUAUGGAAAACAUGGAGGAGAAUUUUUCACCCUUGCCAUUUGCUUUCAUUCCAAAUCUCUCAAUGGGUUCCUCUCAAGAUUUGAAUGCCAUCAUUCUGAACAAUUCCAGUGAAGGUGCAAGGGAUCUUCUUUCUUUGCCGGCAGGCCAGAAGUCUAGAAUGGUGUCCUCAAUAAAUUUUGAUGCAGCAAGAAAAUCAGUAACUCUUCUCAUGCCUGGUUUUGACAAGUCAGAGAUCAAGCUGUAUCAAUAUAGAGGAGGAUCUGAGUUGUUGGUGGAAGCAGGGGACCAAAGACGAGUCAUUUUUCUGCCUCCAGAAGUUCAAGGGAAGGUAGGAGGUGCCAAGUUCAUGGACAGAAGUCUUGUAAUCACAAUUCGAUAAUGCAGUUAUGAAAGAUUGUAUUUUUUUUUUUUUGGCCAGUAGUUAUGAAACAUUGUUUAAUGCUUAAUUCUCUUUUCCAUAUUGAAUGUCUUCUUGAAACAAAAGUGAUCGGAUUUUAUUGUAGCAAUUGAAUAAGGAAUUGAUGUGAUAGGUUCCUUUAAAUUAACAGAAAAAGCACUGGACUUCAAAUUUGGCUUAUUUGUCAGGGACCUAGAGGAUAAUAAAAAUCUAAGAGAUGGUAACUAUCCCGAAAGGAAGCUUUCUGCUUUGUAUCUGGGUGGUG